Molecule: messenger RNA, 1693 nt
Organism: Archocentrus centrarchus (flier cichlid)
Lineage: Eukaryota; Metazoa; Chordata; Actinopteri; Cichliformes; Cichlidae
Gene: myoz2a
Product: myozenin 2a
Exons: 6
Coding region: 249-1046 (265 amino acids)
Cellular component (GO): Z disc; actin cytoskeleton
Molecular function (GO): FATZ binding; actin binding; telethonin binding
Source: RefSeq, a predicted model, not a curated record
CUCUCUGCUUGUGAACUAAAUACCAAUGACAACAGACAAACUGACACCCACCCACUCAUUCAGUCACUCAGUCGGCUGGGUCAGGCUGCAGCCCCCUCUCGCUGCCCUCCCCGACACAAUCCUUGGUAACGGGGAGCGUGAGCGCCCACACAGGUUACGCUGCCCAGUCUGACCUCACCUUUCCUUCCCUGAGGAGACAGGCACAACUUAAGACAACCCCCUGAGGGUCCUUCAGGACAGAGGCAGCCAUGUCACAGUUCUCCACCAUGACAACCACAGAGAGGAAAAUGCAGGCAGCAGCAAUCUGCAGGGAGUUUCAAGCCCAAGAAGAUAUAGAAAUGGAUCUUGGGAAGAAAAUGAGUGUGCCUAAGGACAUCAUGCUGGAGGAGCUGUCUCUUGCCUCCAACCGGGGCUCUCGCCUCUUCAAAAUCCGCCAGAGACGAUCAGAAAAAUACACUUUUGAGAGCAUCCAGAACCAAAACAACAAGCAGCUCAAUAACAUAGCCGUCUCCCAAACUGAGAAUGGGAAUACCACAGACAGCCACAGCAGCAAGAGCAACGUAGGUGUUAACCAGCCACCAAAAGUGACAUCUGACACAACGGCUACGGUGCCAGAUCCCACCAGUAUUGCCCCGGGGUAUGGAGGUCCUUUGAAAGACAUCCCUCCGGAGAAGUUCAACAGUACAGCUGUGCCAAAGUCCUACCACUCACCCUGGGAGCAGGCCAUUAUCAAUGACCCAGCCUUGGCUGACACUCUCACCACCCGCAUGCCAGAGCUGGAGCCCCGACAUGACCUGCCAGGGUACAAAAGCUUCAACAGGGUGGCAACCCCUUUCGGUGGUUUCAGCAAGGCACCCAGGCCUGCUCCCCUCAAGACCCUUCAGGUAGAAAUCCUCCCAGAGCUCCCGGAGCUCCAAGGGGACGCCCCGGUAAUUCGACCCUCCUUCAACAGAUCUGCUCUGGGGUGGGUGUCUACGGGUGGUGCAGCCCCCCUCCUUGUUGUUUCUCCUGAGAAUGUGCUCAUCCCUGAGUCAGAAGACCUUUGAGCCCAUACUGAAGUCACACAGAGAUGCUGUCUACUUAGCUGCUUCACCCGAGGUUGUUGUUUGUGGAGUGAUGCUUGAGUCAGAACAGAGUGAGGGUGAGAGGGAGCAUCCUGUUGGGUGUUGCUGGUUCAAGUUAGCAUGUAUGUGGCCGCCUUUGGUUUUGCCAGUGAGGUUAAUGAUUGCACUGCAGGGUAUACACACACACACACACACUGUUAACACUAUAGAAAACUGUUGUAUAUUGAUGUUCAUAAAAAGAUUUUAUCUUACAGGUACACAUUUUUGCUCAAUAAAGUGGCUUAGAAUGAUCCAAAAUCCAAUUUGAAUUUUUCAUUUUUUUUAAUUCAUUUAAAAAUAAUUCAAAGUUAGAUUUUCUGCUACGAGGGGGGGGGGGCAUUUCUGGUUUGCAAAAUAUGUAAUAAUUUCAGAGUGAGUUGGUAUAAGCUACAGUGAAGCCUCACGUGAGUGAAAGAUGCUGCAUCUGUGUGCCAUAGUCCUAUGCAAAUCUCUCACUUAUCAUAGCGUGUGAGAGGCUCAAGAUUCAUGUGAGCCAAUGUAACAUGCCUCAAGGUUACACUGCCUGACAAAGCAAAUCUGUUUCAGUGAUAUGAGCGACUUGACUGAUGUGUCUCUCUCCUUCUGGCUAC